GCGUACCUUGUGUCUAUAUCAUUUUGUAGUAAAACAGUGAGGGGUUGUUCGUAACAGAUAAUUAAUGUGUAACCUGUUAUCUCACACGUGCUAAGAAGAUGCAAGGAGUGAGGCGACCAUUUUCUAAGUAAUGCGGGUCGGGGCCUUCUUCCACCAUUGACAACAGAUCUAGACGAUCCCUUCGACAGUUUCUACCUUCGAAUAUUUUGGGAGAAGUAAAUAAACGUGCUAUUGACUGCGGGAAAUGUACUUCUUGCCGUUAUGGUCUGUGGAUUUUUAUAACAGUUAGGCGAGGAGCGCAGAGGAACAUCGUUCGACAGUGGCACAUCGUUCGUUGUGUUAAAUUGUUCCUUAAAGGAAUAAAAUAAAAAACGAAGUAGUUAGAUUUUCUUUCCUCGGGAGUUUUUUUUUCAAAAUGGAGAGGGAUUAUCAGUAUAUUUUCGAAGAAAAGGAAAGUGUCACCUUUAGCGCUGCAGACUAUGUCGUUUUCGCUGCCACUUUGCUCGUAUCGGCUUCCAUUGGACUCUACUAUGCCAUCAAAGAUAGAAAAAAGACGGAUGAAAAAGAGUUCCUCUUGGCUGGAAGGUCCAUGCAGACUAUUCCGGUCUCUCUGUCUCUUCUUUCCAGUUUUAUAUCUGCCAUCACGUUACUGGGCACACCGGCAGAGGUUUAUACCAAUAAUACGAUGUAUUGGUGGAUUUCCAUCGGGUUCAUCCUGUCAGCUGCUGGAACAGCUCACAUUUUUGUUCCUGUCUUUUAUCAACUUGAAAUCACUAGUGUCUUUCAGUAUAUAGAACUUCGUUUCGGUCACACGUGCCGUGUGCUUGGAUCCAUCAUCUACCUAACAUGGAUGAUACUGUAUAUGGCUGUUGUUUUGUAUGGGCCCUCCCUGGCUCUCAAUGCUGUGACGGGGUUGUCGUUAUGGGGUUCCGUAGUUGCCGUCGGUCUCGUCUGUAUUUUCUAUACUACUCUGGGAGGGAUGAAAGCUGUCGUUUGGACAGAUUCGUUUCAGAUGCUGGUCAUGUUCGCGGGAAUGCUUGCGUUGCUGAUUUCCGGAAGUCUGAAACUCGGCGGCCUCGAUGUGGCGUGGGACAUUGCUAACAAGAAUCAGAGAAUCCUUUUCUUUGAAUUUGACCCAGACCCGUCGGUUCGUCACACAACCUGGAAUGUGGUCAUCGGCGGAGGGUUCUUCUGGAUGGCAAUCUACGGCAUCAACCAGGCUCAGGUACAACGGGCCAUCUCCGUACCGUCCAUAAAACACGCCAGAACGGCAAUCUGGCUGAAUUUCCCUGGCAUGUUGAUCAUUCUUUCCCUUGUGUGCACUGUUGGUGUUGUUAUGUAUGCGUUCUAUUCCACGUGUGAUCCUGUCAGUUUGAAGAUUAUCAGCAAAACUGAUCAAUUGAUCCCCCUUUUUACGAUGGACCUGCUGGGGCACCUAAAUGGACUGCCUGGGCUGGUUCUCUCCUGUGUAUUCAGCGGCAGUCUAAGUACUAUUUCUUCUGGUUUGAAUGCUGUGGCGGCUGUUUUGUUAGAAGACUUCGUCAAACCUUACUGCUGCAAGAAAAUCUCGGGUUAUGCUGCAACACUCUUCUCCAAAGUAACAGUGGUUGGCUGCGGAUUAAUUUGUUUGGCGAUGGCAUAUUUUGUCUCUGAGCUGGGCGCAAUUUUACAGCUCGCUUACGUUUUGUUUGGCAUUCUUGGAGGACCGCUGUUGGGGCUAUUUACUUUUGGCAUGCUGUGCCCCUGGGGAAACAAAUGGGGAGGAAACAUUGGUCUCAUCACUGCGCUGGCCUUCGUCGCCUGGAUCGGACUGGGCACGUCAAUCAACAGCGUGGUUAUCACCCCCAAGUCUCCGCUGACCACUGCUGGGUGUAACAUGACGGCCAUCAACGCCCUGAAGCAACUGGCCACCACCGCCGCCCCUACUACAGCCGCUGUUCUCGCCAGCACCACCCCUGCGACGGCGGCACCGCCAAAGGACUAUUUUCUUCUGUACCGGAUGUCCUACAUUUGGUAUACCGCUCUAGCUGUCAUAACUGUGCUUUUCGUUGGUACCAUUGUAAGUCUCAUAACAGGAGGCCAUAAAAAAAUGCGCGAGUUGGACCCUCGAGUUAUCUGUCCCUUCUUUGAUGUAUUCAUGCCGUUUUUACCGGAGUCUUUUCGUUGUAAAGCGCGAUGUGGUGUCAGGCACGGCGAUGAGGAGUUCAUAGCUACUUUUAUAAAACAUCAAGAAGAGAAGUUACGACAUGAUGGAGUACACAACCCAGCCCUCGAUGUCUCCGACAUCAACUUGUCUGAAAAGAAAGUUCAAAACGGCUACACGAUCACUAAUGGCGACUAUUCUACAAAACUAUAAAAUCUCACGGUAACGAGACUUUACGCGAGCCUGAGAUACCCGAAAUCCAUCUACAAAUCAGUUUUAUCGUUCACUCUGUCUAACUUUACAAUUUUAAUGUAUAUUCAAGAAUCUGUACAUAAGAAAUGACGUUGAAAAUUCUUGUUAUGUGGAAGACCAAUUUUGCAAAGUAAAUUCUGCGUGCAAGAUGACAUCCAACUUUUUGUACAUGUACGUUUCUUGAAGCAAACUGUUGUGGCACAAUCUUAUAUUUUUUACUGACUUUUACAACGCCGUUUGCGAUAUAUGAAUACUUUUAGUUGUUUGCAGAUAAGACCAUGUGUUCCAUUAUUUUUCAUUAGAGACCAAUGUACAUGUAUAGAUAUAUAGGUAGUGAUUUAUUUUUUUAUUUUUUUUAAAUAUGUUCAUGUAGUAUGCUCUUUAAAUUAUGGAUAUCCUUUCGUAUGUACAUGUUUGUUCAAAUUUUAGAAAUAUACAUAUAGUUUUAUAUUUUUCCAAUUGAAUGAGGAAAAUGGAUAUAUUUUUAAACAGUGUUGAAUAUUUAAACAUGUUUGCUUUUAUGUGAACCUCUGGAUGACACAAUGUAUAUGAAUUUUGAUACUUAUGUACGUAUCCAAUAAAGUGAAUGGAAAAUUA
Messenger RNA from Magallana angulata, 2992 nucleotides. RefSeq names its product sodium-coupled monocarboxylate transporter 1-like. Bases 416 to 2356 code for a protein of 646 amino acids. Gene Ontology annotation, molecular function: symporter activity. Gene Ontology annotation, cellular component: membrane. The record is from RefSeq and is a predicted model, not a curated record. Lineage: Eukaryota; Metazoa; Mollusca; Bivalvia; Ostreida; Ostreidae. The transcript has 16 exons. Gene Ontology annotation, biological process: transmembrane transport; sodium ion transport.